CUCCCGCAUACCGACAGACCGACGGAGCGACCGACAGACAGAGAGAGAGACAGCCAGCGGGGAUCAGGGACCCGUCACUCAGCGUGGAGCCAACCUGCACUGUUAUUAUAUCUGUCACUGUACACCGUAGAGCUACACAUUUAACGGAGACACCAUGUCCAAGGGACCAGCAGUUGGUAUUGACCUGGGCACUACCUACUCCUGCGUAGGAGUGUUUCAGCAUGGCAAAGUUGAGAUCAUUGCCAAUGACCAGGGAAACAGGACCACACCCAGUUAUGUUGCCUUCACUGACACUGAGAGGCUGAUAGGGGAUGCAGCCAAGAAUCAAGUGGCCUUAAACCCCAACAACACAGUGUUUGAUGCCAAGCGUCUUAUUGGGCGUCGGUUUGAUGACAGCGUCGUCCAGUCAGACAUGAAACACUGGCCUUUUACAGUCAUUAAUGAUGCUUCACGCCCAAAAGUAAAGGUGGAGUACAAGGGUGAGACCAAGACUUUCUACCCAGAGGAGAUCUCCUCUAUGGUGCUGAUUAAAAUGAAAGAGAUUGCAGAGGCAUACCUCGGCAAGACUGUAACAAAUGCUGUUGUAACCGUGCCUGCCUACUUCAAUGACUCUCAGCGUCAAGCCACCAAAGAUGCAGGGACCAUCUCAGGACUUAAUGUCCUUCGUAUCAUCAAUGAGCCAACUGCUGCUGCUAUUGCUUAUGGCCUGGACAAAAAGGUUGGAUCUGAAAGAAACGUGCUCAUCUUUGACUUGGGCGGUGGCACCUUUGAUGUCUCCAUCUUGACUAUUGAAGAUGGCAUCUUUGAGGUGAAGUCUACAGCAGGUGACACACACUUGGGUGGUGAAGACUUUGAUAACCGCAUGGUCAACCACUUCAUCUCUGAGUUCAAACGCAAGUACAAGAAAGAUAUCAGCGACAACAAGAGGGCUGUGCGUCGUCUGCGCACUGCUUGCGAGAGGGCCAAGCGCACGCUGUCAUCCAGCACUCAGGCCAGCAUCGAAAUCGACUCUUUAUACGAGGGCGUCGAUUUCUACACAUCAAUCACCAGGGCCAGGUUUGAAGAGCUGAAUGCAGACCUGUUCCGUGGAACCCUGGAGCCUGUGGAAAAGGCUCUUCGUGAUGCCAAGAUGGACAAGGCCCAAGUCCACGACAUCGUGUUGGUGGGAGGAUCCACACGUAUUCCCAAGAUCCAGAAGCUGUUGCAAGACUUUUUUAACGGAAAGGACCUCAACAAGAGCAUUAACCCUGAUGAGGCAGUGGCCUAUGGUGCAGCUGUGCAAGCAGCCAUCCUGUCAGGAGACAAAUCAGAGAACGUGCAGGACUUGCUGCUGCUGGAUGUGACCCCCUUGUCUCUUGGGAUUGAGACUGCUGGGGGAGUCAUGACUGUACUCAUCAAAAGAAACACCACUAUCCCAACAAAACAGACCCAGACUUUUACCACCUAUUCUGACAACCAGCCUGGUGUCCUCAUUCAGGUCUUCGAGGGUGAAAGAGCCAUGACCAAAGACAACAACCUUUUGGGUAAAUUUGAGCUGACUGGAAUCCCUCCUGCCCCUAGAGGAGUUCCUCAGAUUGAGGUGACCUUUGAUAUCGACGCCAAUGGCAUCAUGAAUGUGUCCGCUGUCGACAAGAGCACCGGGAAAGAGAACAAGAUAACAAUCACCAAUGACAAAGGUCGAUUGAGCAAGGAGGACAUUGAGCGUAUGGUCCAGGAAGCAGAGAAGUACAAGGCUGAGGAUGAUGUACAGAGAGAGAAAGUGACUGCCAAGAAUGGCCUGGAGUCCUAUGCCUUCAAUAUGAAGUCUACCGUGGAGGACGAGAAGCUGAAGGACAAGAUCAGUGACGAGGACAAACAGAAGAUUCUCGACAAGUGCAACGAGGUGAUCAGCUGGCUGGACAGAAACCAGACUGCAGAAAAAGAGGAGUUCGAGCAUCAGCAGAAGGAGCUGGAGAAGAUGUGUAACCCCAUCAUGACCAAGCUGUACCAGAAUGCCGGCGGGGCACCGGGGGGAAUGCCAGGUGGGAUGCCAGGUGGCUUCCCAGGAUCUGGUGGUGCUCCUGGAGGAGGGGCGUCCGCCGGCCCCACCAUUGAAGAGGUUGACUAAACUAGAGGUUUACUAGACUUGCAUGAGCUUCUGCUCUGAGCUUAUUGUUAAGGGUGACUGCAUUUGAAAUAUCACAGGGUUCUAACUCCCAAUAUUCAAAAACAUUAACCACCUCUGUUCUGGGAUUGUUUUUAUACAUUUUGCACUUUUCACUGUGGAUUUUUUGGUAGGCGGCCUUUCCAGGUGUCUAUGUUGCGUUCAGUUAAACCAAUUAAUGUCUGCUUUACCACAGUGUGUUUUCCUUUCUAAGUUGGUUUAUGAGGCUGAAAUGGUUGCUAUGUCUUGAUACUUUGCACAG
Molecule: messenger RNA, 2405 nt
Organism: Scomber japonicus (chub mackerel)
Lineage: Eukaryota; Metazoa; Chordata; Actinopteri; Scombriformes; Scombridae
Gene: hspa8b
Product: heat shock protein family A (Hsp70) member 8b
Exons: 9
Coding region: 155-2107 (650 amino acids)
Biological process (GO): cellular response to unfolded protein; protein refolding; vesicle-mediated transport
Cellular component (GO): plasma membrane; cytoplasm; nucleus
Molecular function (GO): misfolded protein binding; ATP-dependent protein folding chaperone; heat shock protein binding
Source: RefSeq, a predicted model, not a curated record